Diorhabda sublineata is the source of this 3136-nucleotide messenger RNA. Its product is annotated as serine/threonine-protein phosphatase 4 regulatory subunit 4-like. The record is from RefSeq and is a predicted model, not a curated record. The transcript has 12 exons. Bases 114 to 2909 code for a protein of 931 amino acids. Gene Ontology annotation, cellular component: protein serine/threonine phosphatase complex; cytosol. Gene Ontology annotation, molecular function: protein phosphatase regulator activity. NCBI's taxonomy places the organism in Eukaryota, Metazoa, Arthropoda, Insecta, Coleoptera, Chrysomelidae.
ACAGUAAUUUGACAUACUUUGCAUUUGACAAUUUAAAUAAAUAAAUUAUGUCAUGUACAUCAUUUCGAGUUAAUUGUUGAUUUUUUCAAAAAGUAGAACAAUGCAUUACAAAAAUGGAAACUGAUGAAGUUGAAGAAUCAAAAAAUCUACUAUGGCAAGAUUUAUAUAUGAAAGGGGAUGAUCUCCAGAAGUUGAGCGUAAUUCAAGCUCUUCCAACAUUACUACAAACAGAUCGCAAUGGCACCGUCACUAGAAUUUUGCCGAAAAUUCAACAAGAACUACCAGUUAAUUCAUCAUCGGAAUUUCAUUUGGUUACAAGUAGAAUGUUCAAAGUUCUUAUUGAAAUGAAACUCGAUAUGAAUUUAAUGCGUCCAGUUUUUCAGGGUAUAGAUAGUAAAGAUCCUAUUGUGGCAAGUGCUUGGAGUGAAACUUUACUUGAAGUCAUUAAAUGUUUAUCAGAUAAUAUGCUCAGAACUGAUGUAUUACCAUUUGCAGUUAAACUAUCUCAAUUAAAUAGGCCUACUUUUUAUAGAAUAGUUUCCUGUAAGAUUCUUGGACAAGUAGCCAUUCAUCCAAAAAUAACACCUUUUGAUGUAAAAAAAGACAUAGUUCCAUUGACACAGAGUCUAUGUCAAGAUUGCAUGUAUGAAGUUAGAGCGGCUAUGUGUUCAGAGUUACCUAAUAUAGCCAAAGGUAUAGCAAAUGAAAUCAAUGUUAAAAUCGCUCUUUUACCAUGUUUAGUAGAAUUAUCAAGUGAUGAAAAUAUGCAAGUCAGAGCAGCAGCUGUAGAUGCAGCUGUUCUUCUCAUACCUUUUUUAAAUGCAGAAACAAUUACAUCUACAGCAAUACCUUUAGUAAAACAACUAUGCAUUCAAUGCGGAAAACAAGGAGAUCUAACAUUCCCAUCUGUAGCAAAAAUUUAUGGCAGAUUACUAACCAAUUUACAGACACACUUAUCAGAUGGAGACCGUGUAUGGUUCUUAGAUAAUUAUAAAGAAUUGUCUAGAAGAGGAUUAUCAAUAGAUAAAAAAGAUGUUGAAAUAGAUCCAGGAAUGACAGUAACAUGCAGGGAAUACUGUGCAUCUAAUCUUCCAGCUGUGACUCGUUUUGUUGUUACAUUCCUCAAAUCAGAGAUGAAUAAAUGGUAUUCUAUUUUCAAAGAUUUGGCUGGAGAUCCUUGUUAUAUAGUAAGAAAAAGUGUGGCUGUCUGCAUACAUGAAAUUACAAAAAUAUUGGGAGCUGAGAGCAAAAAAAUUCUGCCUGAUUUGCUAAAACUUAUUCGUGACGAUUCUGAAGAAGUAUUGGAUGGGUUAGUACCAAACAUAGGUACCACACUAGUCCUGUUCACUAACGCAGGUUUACUAUCAAGAGAAGCAACAAGCCAAUCUACUCUCGAUAUUGGCAGAGCUUUGUUAAAAUGUCAAGUAGAAAUAUAUAGCAACAAUAAUUGGCGUAGGAGGAAAGCAUUCUUACAACAGUUGGAGAAUUUGCCUACUUGUAUGCCAGCAGAUUUUAUCCAUCAACAUUUUACACCCGUUAUUAUGAAAUUGACAAUAGAAUCCCGAGCUAGACCAGUAAGGACACAAGCAGCUAGAACACUUUUGAUUUUCCUCAGAUAUAACAUAAAAGAAAAUCAUAGAAAAUGGAUCCGCGAGAAUUUAAUCAAACUUUUAUGCAAUUCCAAUUCUUGUUAUACCAGGCACAUAUUCAUCAAUAUGUGUUAUGAUGCUAUUAAAAUAUUCAGCUGGAAAUAUUUCAAGGAACAUUUCUAUUUACCUCUUCUUAGUUUGGGAGAUGAUCCAGUAUCGACGAUACGCCUUUGUGUCGUCAAAAUAUGUCCAACUUUGAAACAAAUGCUUGUGAUGCCCAUUGACCGUAAUCUACAAAUGAAAUUGGAAAAUUUCGUUUCAAAAAUUGAAAUGUUGGAAAAAGACAAAGAUGUGAUUUCUAUGUUAAAGCAAAAAUUGAAAGAAAUGCGAUCACCACAGAUCAACAAACAAGAAUGUUUACUGGAAGAAAAAAGAAAAAUAGAAGAAGAAGAAAAAAUAAUGUUGGGAAAAUCUCUACCGAAUUCUUUAUCUAGAACUGAACAAGAAAGCACAUAUUUUACAAGUAGACCUGGAAGAGAUAAUAACCAUCGUCGGUCUUUGUCACUUCAAAGCCAAAGUUCUAGCAUAAUAUCCAGGGCUCAAAGUGUUUCAUCUAAUGUGAGCGAAAUGAGCUUCUUAGAUCAACACUUCUACAUAGACGCAGGUGUAGCACUACCAGAAACUGCCUCUAACUCGUCUCUUCAAGCUAUUGAAGAAAAUAUGUCUCUUCUUUCUGUCGAUAGUCCUCAAAGUCAAGAGGAAAACAUAUCAACAGUUUCUGUUGAAAACACCAACAUUGAAAAUAUGUCGGACGAAGAUCUGCUUGAGCUGAAAAUCUCCACUACUAAUAUUACUGACGAUGUUAAAGUUAAUAUUGAAAAAAAGGCCAGUAGAUUGUCUUCUGAGGGAGUUAAAAAGAGAAAUAAAAGAAAUUCUUGUCUUUUCUCAAGUGAUAUACCAAAAAGUAAUAACGGUGCUUUUUUGAAACGUAGAAGUUUAAAUAUUAGUAGUGGGGAAACUAGUAGGAUUCCAGUAAUAACCAAAAAUGUACCUGAAAAAGUUGGAUGUAAAAUUAAAAUAGAAAAACCUUCGAGGUUAAAAAAGCCAUCAAUGAGAACUGAAAAUAAUAGAAAUAGAGAUGAUAAUGCAAACAUUUAUAUCAAAGCUGUUGGUGAAUUUGAUUUAGUUGAUACAGAAGUUAAGGAAAAUAGGACAAAUAAUAGCAGUAUUAAGGAUAAAGUAGUCGGAAAGCAAAGUAAUGGUGCCAAAGUAUCUAACUUACCAGUAUUAAUAAAACGUGCAGCUUCCAGCACAAAAUGAAAAAAUUGUAUAUUUACCAGAUAAUCGAAACUAGAGGAUUUAAACAACUCCUAACUAACAUCGUUAAUUCAUAUUUUUUAUAGACGUAUAACUUUUAUAAAUUAUUUAAAUUUUUAGAUGUUACUGAACUUUACAUGUAUUUUUUAAAUAUUUAUUGAAACAGAGUUUUGUCAUAUAUUAAUACUUUAAUAGAUUAGUUUUAUAAAUAUAUUAUACAAAUUGUUAAA